AUGAUCAGCACUGCAAGAUUUGAAUAUACAGAAACAUAUAAUUAGGCUAAAUUGGCAGAUAAAAUUAAUCAAAGGUCUUUAAUUUUAAUAUAAUAAUAGGUAUCAUCAAACUUAACAAUAAAACUGGCAACUCCAAUAACAAAAUAACACAACAUUUGAUUUAAAUUUGACAAAUUAAAAGGAAAUUUAGUUCAAACUAUGUUCAGAUAUAGUAGAUCCUGAAGAAUGUUCAAAAGUUCAUCCGUCUGGUAUUGAUUGUGAAUGGAAUAAUGGUGCAUGUGAAUCUAAACAUUCUUAAAAUAAAAUUACCUAAUUAAUGCAAAAAGAAAAAUAUCUAAAGAAGCUUGAAAAAUAAGUAUCAAGAGAUUAAUGUAGAGAAAUCUUUGAAAGAACAAAUUGUUUAGUUUCUAAAAUAUAUGGAUUACAAUGUGUUUGGGUGAAUAAUUAAUGUUUAACAAACUGUAAUGCUAUAUCUUCUCAAGUAUUUUACAAUUAUAAAUUAGGAAUAAUGCAUCAGAAAUAUUGCUAAUACAAAUGCCUAAAAAUGCUUAAUCAUUAAAAAUCAAAAUGACAAUAAUUCUCGUUUAAAUUGUUCAUAACUUCCUUCUGAUUGCAAAUAUGAUGAUUUGAAUCAAUAUAGUUGUACUUGGUAAAACAAUUAGUGUCAAGUUGUUUUGUGUCACUAAUUUUAUAAUGAAUAGCAAUGUAAUGAUUAAUCAUCUUGUUCUUGGCAUGCUUCAAUGAAUAUGUGUUUAACAAAUACAGAACUAACAUAAUAUGAUAAGCCAUGUGAUAUUUCAAUGCAAUAAUCAAUUGUAGGUAUCUUUGCAUUACUUCUUUUUAUAUAUAUGUGA
Molecule: messenger RNA, 854 nt
Organism: Paramecium pentaurelia
Lineage: Eukaryota; Ciliophora; Oligohymenophorea; Peniculida; Parameciidae
Source: the annotation of a GenBank genome assembly